This is a messenger RNA of Miscanthus lutarioriparius, 2361 nucleotides long. Lineage: Eukaryota; Viridiplantae; Streptophyta; Magnoliopsida; Poales; Poaceae. The record is from the annotation of a GenBank genome assembly.
AUGGGGGAAAUGGAGGCCCCCGCGGUCAGCACGGUGGCAGUGGCGGUCAGCGGGGGCAGGAGCAGCAGGCACGCGCUCAAGUGGGCCCUCGACAAGUUCGUCCCCGAAGGGAGGGUCCUCUUCCGGAUCUUGCACGUCCGCCCGGCUAUCACCAUGGUGCCCACUCCAAUGGGAAAUUUUAUACCAAUCUCACAAGUACGCGAGGAUGUGGCAUCUGCGUACAGAAAAGAAGCAGAAUGGCGAGCCAGUAAUAUGCUAGUUCCUUUCCAGAAGAUGUGUGCUCAGAGAAAGGUAGAAGCUGAAGCUGUUUUACUUGAAUCAGAUGAUGUUGCUUCUGCUAUAAGCGAAGAGAUAGGAAAAUUCAAUAUUUGCAAGUUAGUUUUAGGUUCUUCAUCAAAGAAUAUAUUUCGAAGGAAACUCAAAGGAAGUAAGACUGCAACCAAAAUAUCUGAGUGCAUUCCAAGCUUCUGUACAGCAUAUGUUAUUUCAAAAGGCAAACUAUCAUUUGUGCGCUCAGCUACAUCUGACAUUGCUGAAACGCCUCGAUCCAUAUCCUCUUCAACUGUUUCUUCACCUAGCACUAGAUGUCUUUCCUCCUGUGCACCUUCAGAAUGGGGAGACACAUAUGGAACAGCAAAUGUACCAUUGCAUCAACCUUCCUUGCCAUUGCAGCGUGAUCAAGCAUUGGCAAUCAUAAACAAGUUGUCAAACAGGAGAGCUAGCUAUUCGAGCAGUGUUGUGAGCGAGAUCUCUUACAAUGAUGAGCCGGCCCUGUCAAGGUCACACUCCAUCAUAUCAGAGAUGCAGUUCAGUAGUGGUAGCAGUGGAAAUUCUGUUUACAAGAGCUUCCAAAGAGAUAAUUUGCCUGACAACUCUGAUCAGGCAUCAGUUUCAGAAAUUUCAGAAAAUGUAAAUCAUAUGAGUGAUCAGGAUGAUCUCAGGCUUCAAAUUGAAAGGUUGAGGGUCAAAUUGCAACAUCUUCAUAAGCUUCAUGAACAUGCUCAGCACGAGUCAUUAGACACCACUCAAAAACUGCAUAAGUUGGGCACUCGGCAAAUUGAGGAAGAAAUCAAGCUGAAAGAAAUUCAACUGACAGAGGACACGGUAAGGAGAUUAGUAAGAAAUCAGGAGAUGGAAGAACGCGAAGCAGCGAGAGAAGCUGAAUUUAAUCAACGCUCCGAUGAAAUGGAAGCAAAACACAGUUAUGAUAUUGAAGAAGCUAAUGAGAAUGAAAUGGGAAAGAAGAUUGCUGGACGCAGUUUUGAUGACUAUAAUAGGUAUACGUGGGAGGAAAUUCAGGCAUCGACUUCGUCAUUCUCUUCUGCUCUUAUGAUCGGUAAGGGAUCAUAUGGCACAGUUUACAAGGCGAAAUUCCAUCAUACAGUAGCAGCUGUCAAAGUAUUAAACUCCCCUGAAGGCUGUGGAACUCAGCAAUUACAGCAGGAGCUUGAGGUCCUUGGUAAAAUUCGGCACCCUCACCUUCUGAUGAUGCUUGGAGCAUGCCCUGAACAUGGUUGCCUGGUUUAUGAGUACAUGGAAAAUGGUAGCCUAGACGACAUGCUGCAACGCAGGAAGAAUUCGUCGCCACUGGCCUGGUUUGACCGUUUCAGGAUAGCCUGGGAGGUGGCUGCUGCUCUGAUGUUUCUUCACAGUUCAAAACCAGAACCCAUCAUUCACCGUGACCUGAAGCCUGCGAACAUAUUGCUAGACAGGAACUUGGUGAGCAAGAUAGGUGAUGUAGGCCUAUCAACUUUGCUUCCAAGCAUGGGCCAGUACCUGUCUACAAUGAUCAAGAACACUGCCCCUGUGGGCACUUUCUGCUACAUCGAUCCAGAGUACCAAAGGACCGGUGUACUAUCCAUGAAGUCUGAUGUCUAUGCGCUAGGCAUUGUGCUCUUGCAGUUGCUGACGGCAAGAUCACCGAUGGGCCUAGCGCAUCUUGUGGAGACUGCACUAGAGGAUGGCUGCUUUGUUGACAUCCUGGAUGCAACUGCUGGGCAGUGGCCCUUGAGUGAGACACAAGAACUUGCAGUUCUAGCACUAAGGUGCUCAGAAAUGAGGCGCAAGGACCGGCCCGACUUGAAUGAUCAUGUUCUUCGGACACUGGAGCGGCUGAAGGAUGUCGCAGCCAAGGCCAGGGAAGAUGCUUUUCAGGGUCACACAGCACCUCCAAGCCAUUUCAUUUGCCCCAUACUUCAGGAAGUGAUGGUCGAUCCAUAUGUCGCAUCGGAUGGUUACACCUACGAUCGUAAGGCGAUUGAGUUGUGGCUAAGCACGGACGAGACAUCCCCAAUGACCAGCCUGAUACCAAAUCACUCCCUUCGUUCUGCAAUCAUGGACUGGAGGUCGAAAAGCAAGUGA